Hordeum vulgare subsp. vulgare (domesticated barley) is the source of this 585-nucleotide messenger RNA. Its product is annotated as early nodulin-93-like. The record is from RefSeq and is a predicted model, not a curated record. The transcript is spliced from 3 exons. Bases 105 to 473 code for a protein of 122 amino acids. NCBI's taxonomy places the organism in Eukaryota, Viridiplantae, Streptophyta, Magnoliopsida, Poales, Poaceae.
CCUCGUCCUGGAGGCAUCAAGCAACAACAAGCCAGGCAGCGCAUCUCAUCUCACUCUAUCGCACUCCUUGUACUGAGCCGUUUCUGUACAAGAUCACGGCCAAGAUGUCGUCGACGGCCACCGUCACCGGCGCCAACCCCGAGAACAAGCUCGCCCUCGCCAAACGCUGCUCCAGAGAGGCGACGCUCGCCGGAGCAAAGGCGGCGGCCCUCGCCACGGUCGCGUCUGCGGCGGCAACGCUGGCGAGCGUGAGGAUGCUGCCGUGGGCCAAGGCGAACCUGAACCCCACCGGCCAGGCGCUCAUCAUCUGCACCGUCGCCGGGAUGGCCUACUUCGUCGCCGCCGACAAGACCAUCCUCUCGCUGGCGAGGAGGCACUCGUACGAGAGCGCCCCCGACCACCUCAAGGACACCUCCUUCCAUGGCGCCGCCCCUCGUCCACGUCCACCGCCACCGGCGUUCUUCAGCCCAUGAGCUAGUGUUCCUGCUAAUGUAUGCAUCGUCGUCAGUGUCCCAAGAAACUGCUGCGGAAUGAAUAAUUGAAUAUCUGUCGUCGAAAUUGAAACUACUACUUCUACUUAUGUUA